Molecule: messenger RNA, 1761 nt
Organism: Schizosaccharomyces osmophilus
Lineage: Eukaryota; Fungi; Ascomycota; Schizosaccharomycetes; Schizosaccharomycetales; Schizosaccharomycetaceae
Product: succinate-semialdehyde dehydrogenase (NAD(P)+)
Exons: 1
Coding region: 1-1761 (586 amino acids)
Biological process (GO): GABA catabolic process
Molecular function (GO): succinate-semialdehyde dehydrogenase (NAD+) activity
Source: RefSeq, a predicted model, not a curated record
AUGAAAACGAAAGAUGUGACAAAGCCCAUACAGGUGGGAAAAGUGUUUAUAAAUAGCAAGAGAUGGCCGGUUCAAGUGAGAGAAAAAACGUCUCUAGCAGGCAGAACAGAGUUAACAACUUGUGAAAGAAAUCAGACAAGUGCUUGUACGAAAGAGAUUCAUCGAGUGGGAGGAAUUUCAUUUGCAAGGAACUAUAACAAAAGGAUCCAUAGACAAGAUUAUUGGAAGACCAUCGGGAAUUAUAGUGGAAGAAGAGCAAUGAGCAAAAUGUCGAACCCAGGAUGGAUGAGUAAAAUUCGAAAUGUCGAUUUGUUUGAUUUGGAAGAGCAACCCGCACGAAGUUUUAUUGGAGGCAAGUGGGUGACCGCAUCGUCUGGUCAAGUAUUCGAUGUAGAAGACCCUGGACGCAGUCGAGUCCUAGCGUCGGUAACGGACAUGGCCGUGGAAGAAACUCGAGAGGCGAUUGAGAUUGCACAUACAGCCUUCCAAAAGUAUCGUCAUAGCUCUGUGAGAGAACGAGCAGCGAUUUUACGCCGUUGGUAUGAAUUGAUGUUGGAAAACGCAGAUGACUUGGCCACUAUGAUGACACUGGAAAACGGAAAGUCGUUAGCGGAUUCCAAAGGCGAAGUGGUUUAUGCGGCAAACUUUCUCGAUUGGUUUUCAGGCGAAGCACUCCGUGUCAAUGGUGACUCCCAUAUGGCUUCGGCACCAAAUAACCGCAUUUUGACAAUCAAACAACCCGUAGGCGUUGUUGGCAUUAUCACUCCAUGGAACUUUCCUGCUGCCAUGAUUACUCGCAAAGUAGGUGCUGCAUUGGCUGCCGGGUGUACCAUGGUCAUCCGUCCAGCCGGAGAGACUCCUUUUUCCGCGAUUGCGCUUGCCAAACUUGCAGAACGUGCUGGUGUUCCGGCAGGCGUCAUAAACAUGGUCACCUCUGACUCUCCCGCUGAGCAUGGCCUUGAAUUGACCACCAAUCCCCUUGUUCGCAAAGUGUCGUUCACUGGUUCUACAAACGUUGGCAAGAUUCUCGCCAAUCAGUCUUCAUCUACACUCAAGAAGCUCUCUCUCGAGCUUGGUGGUAAUGCUCCUUUUAUCGUGUUUGAAGACGCCGAUUUGGAAAAGGCUGCCGAUGCUUUGAUUGCCUGUAAAUUCCGUGGCAGCGGACAAACUUGUGUUUGUGCCAACCGUAUAUUUGUUCAUUCCAAUGUUUAUACACCAUUCGUUCAACUCGUAUAUGAUCGCGUCUCCAGAUUCCAACUCGGUUACGGUCUUGACGAAGGCGUAACCCACGGUCCCCUUGUCAGUCGCAAGGCCGUUCACAAGGUACAGGAGCAUGUGAAUGAUGCUCUCAAUAAAGGUGCUACCGCUCUCACCGGUGGUUCCGUCGCUUCUGAAAUGGGUCCUUGCUAUUUCCAUCCCACCGUCCUCAUUGAGGCCAAGCACAACAUGCUCAUUGCUCAGGAAGAGACCUUUGGUCCUGUUUGUGCCCUCUUCAAAUUCUCCACCGAAGAAGAGGUCCUUAAGCACGCUAACAAUACGCCCGUAGGCUUGGCUGGCUAUCUGUUUUCCAAAGAUAUUUCUCGCGUCUUUCGCGUUGCCGAAGCCCUUGAGGUUGGCAUGGUAGGCUGUAACACGGGUGCUGUCUCUGAUGUGCUUUCUCCAUUCGGCGGUGUCAAGGAAAGCGGAUAUGGUCGUGAAGGUAGUCAACAUGGCAUUUCCGAAUACUUGGACAUCAAGUCAAUGACGAUCUCUCUCGACUAA